Messenger RNA from Mauremys mutica (yellowpond turtle), 5328 nucleotides. It is a transcript of the gene DENND11, whose product is annotated as DENN domain containing 11. Gene Ontology annotation, cellular component: cytoplasm. Bases 1 to 1323 code for a protein of 440 amino acids. Lineage: Eukaryota; Metazoa; Chordata; Testudines; Geoemydidae. The record is from RefSeq and is a predicted model, not a curated record. The transcript has 9 exons.
AUGGUGGAGCCGGCGGACGAGGCGCCGCUGCUGUUCUGGGCCGAGGGCCCCGCGGUCUCCCUGCCGCAGGCCGAGCCGGAGCGGGGCGGCUGGAGCCUGGCCCCGGGGGGGGGCGGCGCGGCGUGGGGCGGCCCCGGGGGGGAGCGGCCGCGGGGGCCGGAGGCGGAGCAGGACCAGGACCAGAUCGUGGCGGUGUUCGUGGUCACCUUCGAUCCCCGCUCCGGUAACAUGGUGGAAUGGUGUUUGCCCCAAGACAUUGACUUAGAAGGUGUUGAGUUCAAAUCCAUGGCAAGUGGGUCGCACAAAGUCCAGUCGGAUUUCAUUUAUUUCCGGAAAGGGCUCUGCUUCGGCCUGGCCUGCUUUGAAAACAUGCCCGUGGAGAGUGAAUUAGAGCGUGGCGCCCGCAUGAAGUCUGUGGGGAUUCUCUCCCCUUCGUACACCCUGCUCUAUAGAUACAUGCACUUCCUAGAGAACCAGGUUCGACACCAGCUGGAGAUGCCAGGGCAUUACUCCCACCUAGAGGCAUUUUAUGAUGACAAGAAGGGGGUUCUCCCUGCUGGCAAGGGUACCUCCAGCUCUCAGCCACCCGUCCACUGGCUGCCCUCCAUCCACAGAUACAUGUAUCCAGAGAUGAAGAUCACACACCCUGCAGGCUGUAUGUCUCAGUUCAUUAAGUUCUUUGGAGAGCAGAUCUUCAUCCUCUGGAAGUUCGCUCUGCUACGCAAGCGCAUUUUGAUAUUUUCACCACCGCCAGUAGGAGUUGUCUGCUAUAGAGUGUAUUGCUGUUGCUGCCUAGCCAAUGUCUCACUGCCUGGGAUUGGGGGGACCGUUCCAGAGUCCAAGCCUUUCUUCUAUGUGAAUGUGGCAGACAUAGAAAUGCUGGAGACUGAAGUGUCUUAUGUGGCCUGUACGACAGAAAAGAUCUUUGAGGAGAAGCGAGAUCUCUACGACGUCUAUGUGGAUAACCAGAAUGUGAAGACGCACCACGAGCACCUGCAGCCACUCCUGAAGAUUAACAGUGCCGACAAGGAAAAAUAUCGGCGGCUCAAUGACCAGAGGCAGAUGUUGAUGUACUCUCAGGAGGUGGAGGAGGACUGCAGCUCCUGUGAAGAGGACCUCUUUAUCUUGUUUUUCAUGGAGCAGAACAAUCGGAUAUUUCAGACACUGAUGGAGGUGUCAGCCAGCCAGGACAAGACCUUGACAGCUGACCAUGCCCGGGGCAUGGGCCUGGACCCACAAGGUGACCGAAGUUUCCUAAUGGACCUGCUGGAAGUGUAUGGCAUUGAUGUCAUGCUAGUCAUUGAUAACCCUUGCUGCACUUAAACUGAGGACAGGAGAGACAGGGAGCAGCGAUGGCUUUUUAAAGACUAUGGAACGUUGCUUAGGAGCAUCACUGGAACUCACCACACCGUCACUGGAAGGAUCUCAUUUAUUUAAUAACUUUAUACAGAAAAGUAUUUAUAAUUUUAAACACAAUGCGAUUUUAUUUUCCUUUCUUCAGGAUUGACUGCUCAAGGUUUUGGUUUGGUUUUUUCCUGAUAUCCAUAGGAGCAAUGGCACCUUUUCACCAGCCCUCACAGUUGACAUUGGCAACUGCUUUUGGCCUAGUCUGGACUUUUGAAGGGCUGGAGAUUUCAGGGAAAGCACCUUCUCUCAUGGGGACCAAUGUGAAAUCAUGCAUAUUUGAGCCUUCAGGAGUUGACUGUGGAGAAUGUCCCCUCCCAGUGCUCCCCAAUCUCUUCAACAUCCUUCACCCUACCAUGUCUCUCACUGGGGACAGUUAAUUAUGCAGGUUAGACUCUGUACACUCCAGUCGCCCAUCCUUUCAGCAGUUGAGUUGGAGUCUAACCACCAUUCCCAUCUAUAGCAGAAGAAAACGGUUAAGACUAGACAUGCGACAGGAUCAUGUGAUCACUUUGCAUUAUGGGAUGGUAGAAGGUGUUACAUUCUCAUUUCCAGCAUUUGAAAGGCGGAGUGAUCUAGGCCCUCCCUUCCCCAUUUCAUGCCUGGCGCGCAGGAGAAUGGAGAAGCUCUUCACCUCCUGGUGUCUCCUAACUCCUCCUUUAUUUAUUAUUUGCAUGGAUCCUGCUUUGAUUAAAGAUUUUAAAACAGCAGGAUAGUGUCCAGGUAGCCCCUACCGAGCAGUGACCAAUAUCAUAAGGGCACCCUGCAGUUGCUGUGCUUUGCAGUCUCUUCUCAGGGCAGGGGUGAGCACUGUUGAUAGAGCUGUGUGGGAAAUGCUUGGCUCUGACUCGUCAUCAGCCCUUCCAUCCUUGCUAACUUCACCAACAGAAUGGGCAGAAUCUUUCUGCAGGGUCUGCUGCUUACUCCGGCUUCCUGUCUUGUUCUCCCAGUGCCAUGAGUUUGUAUUAGUUUGUGCUUUGCCCUGGCUACCAACUAACCAGUCAUUGUUCUGCUUGAGCAUUCAGUUAAGUGGAUCAUGAUUUUGUCCGGCAGCUGUCAAUGGGACAGCCCACUUAUUUUUCAGUGAGAGGUACAGGAGGUUGUAGCCUGGCCUUACUAUUUGCAGUGAGUUCCCUUGUGGCUUGGAGUUCCUGUGAGUGAGAGAGAGCGCAUAGAGAUUUCUCACUCCUCAGCAAUGGGUGUGGGCCAGUGACCACUGGCUGGACAAUAGGGCCCCUUGCUUGUUCCUGUGAAAGGCUGGCUGUGUUCAGGAUGCCUUCCUCCCCUUGCAACACUUGAAUGGAUGAUGCUAAGUCCGAGGAGUAACUAGCUGCCUUGCAGCACCUGAUGUUCUUACUGGCCUUCAUUCAGCAAGGCAGUACCACUGACUACUCUGUCCUGGUGACUUCAGUAGGUUUACUCACAUGCUUGAACUUAGGCAUAUGCUUAAGUACCUUGUUUGAACUGAGACCAUAAUAAUCUAGCUGCCCUUUCCCCUGGACUUAUUUCAGCAUCUUGGCUCUCUUGUAAGCCAUAAUCCAGCAUUUCAUGUUCUAGCCCUGUAACUACUAUGGAAGUGUUCCUUGCCAUAAGCAGAAUGGACACUCCAGUCCUUCUUUCUUCUGGAUUUUGCUGCUGGAUAGGGUUCAGCCUGACCACCCUACAUUCCCCUCAGUUCCUUGUUUUAACCCAUGUAUUUAUUUAAACACACCUCCCCACUCAAAGAAUCUCCUGCACUGCAUCACUGAUUUAGCAUCUGUGCCUUUUGAGGUACUUAGAGGCAGGCACAUUCCAUCUCUCCAUGGGGUUUAUCUCCAGCAGACAUCUCAGUUGUUUACUUGAGAUUCAAGGUCUUUCCUAACCCAAGGGAGCAGAGAGUUGAGGUUGAGGGAAGGGAAAGGAGGGAAACAACCUGGCACAGGCAAAUCAAGGCCCUCCUAGUGCUAUUUUAACUAGUGUAAUAAGUAGCACAUCACAGCCUCCAAAGUGCUGGGUCAGCAAAGUGGAGUCUUUUUUCCCUCUGCUUCUCCUGGACUCUGACUGCUUUCCUACAGGAGAAAAACAUGCUGCUACUUUUGUUGUCUAUCCUCUGCGGUUGUAUUGCAUUAAUUCUCCCUACAAGGGUAGCGUUUGACAGACUGAAGAACUUGAACAGAGCUGGUUGCAAUUAAAAGGUCACUUCUGAGGAAGGCUCUCUCUUGAUUUUUGUUUUGCUUUUGUUUUGACCUCUUUUCAAGCUGAAUUGCCCAAUACAAUCCACAUUUGACUCUGCCCUCAGUUGGUGCCCUCUCACCUCAUUUCUGUUGGGUUCUAUCUCACUACCAUCCCCACCCAAGAAGAUUCUCUCUGCAAGGAGGAGGUACGGCAGACAUGCAUUACUGCGGUUUGAGUAACCUAUGUUAGGAAUAAACAAAGGCAUUGAAACGUCAAUCACCUAGCUCCUUUUUGCUAUGGCUUGACUAGGAGUUUUGCUCUGAUCAGCUUUUGGGGGCCCUCUCCUGCUCCCACUGAAGUUGGUAGUUCUGUUCAUUUGACCAGGAGCAGGCAUUUAGUUUGUAUCCUUGGGAGGUUACUGCCCUCUGCAACCUAAAUCUUUAACAUGUUUCUGAGCUGUAGCAGGGUCGUGUGUGUUCAUGCGCUGUCAGAAAACCAGCUCCAUCAGAGGGCAUUGCCAGAAGAGGAUAAAGGAGGAGCAGCAAAGCGAUGGCAUAGCUAGGGUAAAAGAAUCAGCUGACUUGCAUCCCAGCUGGAUAGCUAUAGUCUGUCUGCUCUCCUGUGUAAUCCGGUUUCCAUAAGCCUUUCUUGAAAGGCAGCUGCUUCAGGAGGUGAGAAGUAUCCAAACAAGAAGGGCCUCCUUGUUGCUCUAUUGGAGGGAAUUUGCUGCCUAAAUAUGAGGCAGUGCUGUGACUCACCUGCUUUGGCUGUCUGAAGUAAUUGCUCCUCAUGCCUGGCUUCUUGGUAGUGAAAGCAGUGGUAGUUCUGCAACCUUAGGGUAGAUGUGUGGAACCCAACAGUGUGGUAUAGAGGGAUUGGUUAAGAAUUGCUAAGGAAGCAGUUACUGGUUUCUGCUUUUGAAGACAAAGCAUUAUUGCACAUAUUUCCUCCUAGUAUUACAGGCAACAUGAAUCUGAAUUCUUCCCCUCUUCCUUCAAAUGUCAACUGUUAAGAAUUAUUGCAACCCUGUGUAGUGCUUUGCUGUUCUGGGUGUUUUUUUAAACCCCGUGCAGCUAGAAGGUCUUGGUAAAGGAGGGUGUUUUGGGGUGGGGGAAGAGGAGAAUGUGUUUAACAGUAAAGCUUGUUUGUUUGUUUUGAUUAAAAGGAGGACAAGAUGUGACACUGUCUUUUUGUCAUUGGGAGCUAGUGGAAAAUCCUUCUGCAGAAAUGUUGAAAGUACUUUGUCUUUAAAGUGGUGCCUUUUAGGUUUUUUUAAUGUGACUAUGGCAUGCCAUCUGAUCCCCUCAUAACUGCUAUGUGACAAAGUUGUAAUGUCUCAGAUCGGAGUCUUUCUAGCCUCACACUAACUUCUGUGUUUAAAGGAGAGAGCAACAGCCUUUCCAUCAGACUCUACAGUGGCAUUCUCACCAUUGAUUUGAAAUGGGUCUGUAUGUAAGAACCCAGUUCUUCCCCGCAGGGGGAGAGAGAGAAGGGAAAGUGGAAGCUGGUUAAACUUCCAAGAGUUCUCUGAACUUUGUAUUAGUCACAACUACUUAAGCAGGUCAUAAGAUCUAUCUUAUGUGUAACCCUUGUACUACAGGGCUGUAUGUAAUUGUAAGGGCCCGGGCUGGAUCCACUGCUGUCAAUGGGCCAAGGAUUUCAUAGAAUUGUAGGACUGGAAGUGACCUCAAGAGGUCAUCUAUAACAGUCCCUUGCACUUAUGGCAGGACUAAGUAUUAUCUAGACCAUCCCUGACAGGUGUUUUGUCUA